Seriola dumerili (greater amberjack) is the source of this 1404-nucleotide messenger RNA. RefSeq names its product gamma-aminobutyric acid type A receptor gamma3 subunit (gene gabrg3). Gene Ontology annotation, molecular function: inhibitory extracellular ligand-gated monoatomic ion channel activity; GABA-gated chloride ion channel activity; GABA-A receptor activity. NCBI's taxonomy places the organism in Eukaryota, Metazoa, Chordata, Actinopteri, Carangiformes, Carangidae. The record is from RefSeq and is a predicted model, not a curated record. Gene Ontology annotation, cellular component: postsynapse; neuron projection; dendrite membrane. Bases 1 to 1404 code for a protein of 467 amino acids. Gene Ontology annotation, biological process: nervous system process; chloride transport; monoatomic ion transmembrane transport. The transcript has 9 exons.
AUGCGUUCAGAGAGUGCGCACCUGCGUACCACCAGCAGUGUCCGCAACCCAGGAUACAACUGCAACCCCCUCCAAUCUGCAGAAUCCAGUGACUCUGCUGUUUUCCCCCUCCACAGCUCUCUAACACUGGAGUACGAGGGGGACUAUGAGGAUGUCACUGUGAACCAGAUGCUGGCUCCUAAAUCCCACGAAACCGACGCCACGGAAAUACUCAACAAUUUACUGAAAGAAUAUGACAAGAAACUGCGGCCGGAUAUCGGAGUCAAACCAACCGUCAUAGACGUCGACAUAUUUGUGAACAGCAUCGGACCAGUGUCAUCCAUAAACAUGGAAUACCAAAUCGACAUCAUCUUCGCCCAGACGUGGACAGACAGCCGUCUCAGAUACAACAGCACAAUGAAAAUACUGACUUUGAACAGCAAUAUGGUCGGACUUAUUUGGCUACCAGACACCAUCUUCAGAAACUCCAAGAAGGCCGAUUCCCACUGGAUUACGAUGCCCAACCAGCUGCUCCGGAUAUGGAAUGAUGGGAAGAUACUUUACACCCUGAGGCUGACGAUAAACGCAGAAUGCCAGCUGCAGCUGCACAACUUUCCGAUGGACGAGCACUCCUGUCCGCUCAUCUUCUCCAGCUAUGGAUACCCACGAGAUGAGAUGAUUUACAAGUGGAGGAAGAACUCUGUGGAGGCGGCUGACCAGAAGUCCUGGCGUCUCUACCAGUUUGAUUUUAUGGGCCUGAGAAACACGACAGACAUAAUAAAGACCACAGCAGGGGACUAUGUGGUGAUGACGGUGUACUUUGACCUGAGCAGGAGAAUGGGCUACUUCACCAUCCAGACUUACAUCCCCUGCAUCCUCACCGUGGUCCUCUCCUGGGUUUCCUUCUGGAUCAAAAAAGACGCCACACCAGCCAGAACGGCUUUAGGUAUAACCACAGUGCUGACGAUGACGACUCUCAGCACCGUGGCCAGGACGUCACUACCCCGAGUGUCUUACGUCACCGCCAUGGACCUUUUCGUCACCGUCUGCUUCCUGUUCGUCUUUGCCGCUCUGAUGGAAUACGCAACUUUAAAUUACUACUCGUACAGCACCAGAAGACCCAGCUGCAUGGAACCUAAAAGAUCAAACUACUCUGUCCUGGAUGUGCGACCUCCACACACCGUCAUCGCUUUAAACAACUCCAUGUACUGGCAGGACUUUGAGGACGCUUGUGUCUACGAAUGUCUGGAUGGAAAAGACUGUCAGAGCUUCUUCUGCUGCUUUGAGGAGUGUAAAGAAGGCGCCUGGAGAAAAGGACGCGUCCACAUAGAUCUACUUGAACUGGACGCAUAUUCACGCGUCUUUUUUCCCACCUCCUUCUUACUGUUCAACGUGGUCUACUGGGUGGGCUAUCUCUACCUUUAG